Molecule: messenger RNA, 1242 nt
Organism: Cryptomeria japonica (Japanese cedar)
Lineage: Eukaryota; Viridiplantae; Streptophyta; Pinopsida; Cupressales; Cupressaceae
Exons: 8
Coding region: 201-914 (237 amino acids)
Molecular function (GO): nucleic acid binding; RNA-DNA hybrid ribonuclease activity
Source: RefSeq, a predicted model, not a curated record
GCCACAUAGUGUUUCCUUCCUCUUGUAACUUCGAGCUCGUUAAUUCAAUUUCUAAAACGAGGAAGUGAGCAAGCGUUUCAAAUAUAUUAGCGGUGGCAUCGCAUAUGUUAGCUUCUUCCAUGCGGGCAAGGGGUACCGCCGAUACAGUGAAAUAUUUCAUGUGGUAAUCCACGCUACCCAGUGAAACAAAGGAAUUGAUAAUGGCUGGUUCAAAGUACUACGCAGUGCGCAGGGGCCGAUGCGUUGGCAUUUACGAUAACUGGAACGACUGCAAGCGUCAGGUUGAUGGUUUUUCUGGUUGUCAGUACAAAAGUUUUUCAGCAUUGAAGGAAGCACAGGAUUACGUUGCACAAGGAACACAAGAUUCUCAGGCUGUAUGUGGGAAACAGGAUGCUCCUGCUGCUGCUGAUAGUUAUAAAAAUUUCUCAGAUGUGAAGCCAGAAACCUUUUUACAACAAGAUGUACAAGAAACCCAGGCUACAAACAAGAAACAGGGUCUUUAUUAUCUUGAAUUUGAUGGUGCAUCGAAAGGAAACCCAGGCAAAUCAGGGGCUGGAGCAGUUCUACGUAACCCUGAUUUUUCAGUGGCAUGCAAGAUAAAGGAAGGUGUAGGUCUGGCCACAAACAAUGUUGCUGAAUAUCGUGCGCUCAUUCGAGGAUUGAAAGUUUGCUUGAGUAAGGGAAUCGAUUGCAUUCAUGUGCAAGGUGAUUCCAAUCUUGUGGUUAUGCAGAUUCAGGAUAAGUGGAAUACAAGGAGUGAUAACAUUGCUGACUUGAGUAAAGAGGCAAAGGAGCUGAAAUCCAAAUUUAGAGAGUUCCAUAUCGAUCAUGUUUUGCGGGAAUUUAAUUCUCAAGCCGAUGCUUUAGCAAAUGAAGCUAUUUAUCUUCCAGAUGGUGAAUGGAUUUUAAGCUAGGCUAAUACUGAGUGAAAAGGGGUGCUGGGGUGAAAAGCUGCCAAACUGUAAAUACAAAAUCUUGGUUUAUAGUAUGAUGCCUCCAUAUACUGAGUUGUUGAACAUGUGGCCUCGCAAACAUCUCAUAUUUUGUAAGGCGGUAUUAUAACAAAUCUUCAGUUAUCAUUAAUAGGGGUUUGGAUCUUAGUGAUUACAUUUUUGUAAUGAAAGGUACCAUUGAGAUUUGGAUAAGAUGAGUUAAAUAUUAGAACAAAAAUCUAGUAAAAAUUACAAAUUCUUGUAGCACAAAUUGUUCUUCGACAAUAAAAGGUAUUGUGUCCACAGUCCA